AUGGUGGGCUUCGGGGCCAACCGGAGGGGCGGCCGUCUGCCUUCCCUCGUCUUCGUGGCGCUUCUGGUGGUGAUCGCCAUCCUCGCCUUCAACUGCUGGAACGCCUCGUCCCGCCAGGCCCUGCUGCAGGAGGAGGUGGCGGAGCUGCAGAGCCAGGCCAAGCGCACCGAGGUGGCCCGGGGGCGGCUGGAGAAGAGGAAUUCGGACCUGAUGGGCAAGGUCGACUCCCACAAGAAGCAGCUGGAGCAGAAGGAGGCCGACUACAGCCACCUGAGCAGCCAGCUGCAGGCCAGGGACAGCCAGGUGAAGAAGUGUGAGGACAGCAAGAUGAAGCUGCAGAACAACAUAUCCUAUCAAAUGGCAGACAUACAUCGUUUGAAGGAACAACUCGCGGAGUUACGUCAGGAAUUCAUUCGCCAGGAAGAUCAACUUCAUGAGUACAAGAAGAACAAUACUUACCUUACAAGGAGAUUGGAAUAUGAUAGUCUGCAGUGUGGGCAGCAGAUCAAGGAGAUGAGACUGCAACAUGAAGAAAACAUAAAGAAAUUAAUGGACCAAGUUGUGCGGGAACAAAAGGCCACACAAAAAAUCCAGUCCAGUAAAGACACUGAAGUAAGUCCUAAUAACGAUGACCAGGCAGUAUCUAAGACUGUUCCAGAGGCAGAAGAUAAAAACACAGUGAAGAAUGAGCAGCCUUCAGAUCAUGUUGUAAAUGGCAAAGAGAAAAUCAAACCAGGAGGAGAUGCAGGCAUGCCUGAAAUAGAAGAUAAUGACCCUGCUAAAGCUGAAGAUACUCCCAUGGCUUUAAAGAAGCCACUUAUUUCAGCUCCUAAAAGUGAAGGUCAUCAACCUGUUAUAAAUCUUCCAACUGAACAGCCCCAUGCUCCAAAUCUGGCAACAGGACUGCACAGUGACAAUGAUGGAAAUGCUGAUAUUGCAAAACAGAUACCUCCAAAUUCUCUCCAGCACUUAAAUUUUGAAGAAAAUAUGGAAAAUCAGAAAGAACGCAAAAUUGAGACAGACCAUAUAAAAAUCCCAAAGAACAGAGUUAGUGACUUGCAGAAGAUGAAGCAAAGCCGAUUCUUUGAUGAGAAUGAAUCCCCUGUUGAUCCGCAGCAGGGUUCUAAACUGGCAGAUUAUAAUGGGGAUGAUGGUAACGUGGGUGAGUAUGAGGCAGACAAACAAGCUGAGCUGGCUUACAAUGAGGAAGAGGAUGGUGAUGGUGGAGAAGAAGACGUCCAAGAUGAUGAAGAAAGAGAUCUACAAAACGACCUCGAUUACGGCAAGCCACGCUUCAGUGAUGGUGUUCUUUAAGGCUGGAAUUAAGCCGGAAAUGUGGAUGAGAAGAGAUCUUCACUGAGGAACUUGAAGUGCUGCAAAACUGAACCAUUUCUACUUCAGCGUUUCUUACUUUACAGGAAGCUGAUCAUUGCAAGUGACGAGUAUACUCAAAGUCAGCGCAGUAACAGAAGGAAACAGUUCUGUACAUAUGUACAUAGUUGUACUAUUGCAGAUUGUAUUAAAACUACAUUUUUGUUGUUACAUUGAGCCAAUUAGACUGUACCUUAUCUGUAAUAAUCUUUACAUUUAAAACCAAUAUUAUAAAUACGGGCUGAACUGUUUCUGCAAUUUAGAAAACUUUGUAAACUGGAGAACUUGUACAGUUUGUAUCUCAUGUAACAAAUACACUGUGGAAACAAUGUACAGCCAAAGGACUCCUUUUCUACAGUAAUACCUGUAUGAGCAAAACUACUCCUGCUUUUCUCACGAGUGCUAUGUUUUUGUAUUUUGCAGGUGAGCUAUCAGUUGAGAAUGAAACUGAACACUUAAAAAAAUUGCUCUUAAUGUAACUGAGGAAAGGCUGUGAU
This is a messenger RNA of Phaethon lepturus (White-tailed tropicbird), 1868 nucleotides long. It is a transcript of the gene GOLM2, whose product is annotated as cancer susceptibility candidate 4. Bases 1 to 1314 code for a protein of 437 amino acids. The transcript has 10 exons. NCBI's taxonomy places the organism in Eukaryota, Metazoa, Chordata, Aves, Phaethontiformes, Phaethontidae. The record is from RefSeq and is a predicted model, not a curated record.